This is a messenger RNA of Syzygium oleosum, 1294 nucleotides long. RefSeq names its product probable dolichyl-diphosphooligosaccharide--protein glycosyltransferase subunit 3B. The coding region runs from base 98 to 1150 and encodes 350 amino acids. The transcript has a single exon. Gene Ontology annotation, cellular component: oligosaccharyltransferase complex. Lineage: Eukaryota; Viridiplantae; Streptophyta; Magnoliopsida; Myrtales; Myrtaceae. The record is from RefSeq and is a predicted model, not a curated record.
CGGCAACAAGUCAAGCAGUCUCCCAAAACGACCUAGACACCACUCCUCCGGUCGUCUUCCCCCAAAAACCACUCUCUUCCUCCCUCGAUCGGCGGCGAUGGCGACCAUCUCCGGCGAAACCCUGCUCCGCCGCCUCCUCCUCGCCGCCGCCGCCGCCCUCCUCCUCCUCCUCGCGACCCCGGCCGCCGCCGAUUCGGACUCCGACCGGGCGGCCGAGCUCCUGGCCCUCCAGUCCCGAUCCAAAUCCGGCGUCAUCCACCUCGACGACCACUCCAUCUCCCGCUUCCUCACCUCCACCAAGCCCCCCCGCUCCUACUCCCUCCUCGUCUUCUUCGACGCCACCCAGCUCCACGACAAGUCCGAGCUCCACCUCCCGGAGCUCCGCCGCGAGUUCUCCCUCCUCGCCGCCGCCUUCGCCGCGAACAACGCCGGCGACCCGGCCUCCCGGUCCAAGCUCUUCUUCUGCGACCUCGAGUUCAAGGAGUCCCAGUCCAGCUUCGCCCAGUUCGGGGUCAACUCGCUCCCCCACAUCCGCCUCGUGGGGCCCGAGGUGCGGAGCCUCAAGGACUCGGAGCAGAUGGACCAGGGGGACUUCUCGCGGAUGGCCGAGUCGAUGUCCGAGUUCGUCGAGUCGCGGACGAGGCUCCGGGUCGGCCCGAUCGCCCGCCCGCCCAUGCUGUCCAAGAUGCAGAUCACGAUCGUCUGCGCGUUGAUAUUGAUCUGGCUGCCGUUCGCCGCGAAGAAGGUCUUCGCGGGGGAGACGCUGCUGCACGACAAGAGAGUUUGGCUCGUCGGUGCCGUGUUUGUUUACUUCUUCAGCGUUGCGGGCACAAUGCACAACAUUAUUAGGAAGAUGCCCAUGUUUCUGGUGGACAGGAACGAUCCGUCAAAGCUGGUGUUUUUCUAUCAGGGUUCGGGGAUGCAGCUCGGGGCGGAGGGGUUCGCGGUCGGGUUCCUUUACACGAUUGUUGGGUUGUUGAUGGCGUUGAUGACGCAUCUGCUGGUGAGAGUGAGGAAUCUGAAUGUGCAGAGGCUGAUCAUGGGCUCCGCACUUUUGGUGUGUUUCUGGGCUGUGAAGAAGGUGGUGUACUUGGAUAAUUGGAAGACUGGGUAUGGAAUUCAUGGGUUCUGGCCUUCCGGUUGGAAUUGAUUUCACUGGUUCGAACUCUUUUCCUUUCUGGAUUUUGAUGAUGGAAUCUUACUUGUAGAAUAAUAUUGAGGUUGUCUGCGAGUGUUAGCUUUUACAGACGGCUAUGGAAUGCUUGAUUACAGAAGGAUUUAGUUGUUGAUUAUG